Molecule: messenger RNA, 1672 nt
Organism: Paramecium sonneborni
Lineage: Eukaryota; Ciliophora; Oligohymenophorea; Peniculida; Parameciidae
Source: the annotation of a GenBank genome assembly
UCAGAGCUAAUGAACUCACCAAAAAAGAAUGCUUUUCCAACUCUAAACAACCUUAAAAUUAUACAAUCCUCUUAUGGUCAAAGAAUCAAUAAAUGUGUAAUUAUUUUAAUUAAUAAUUGUUAGACUCCUCUUGUGAUCAAAAAGGACACCAAAAAGAUUAUUGAUACAAAAUUACUAUCAUAAACAUCUAUCGAAUAAGCUAAACAACGCUUUAUUUCUAAUCAAGAAAGAUAGAAAUAAUAGUAGAAAAGCCUACCUCCUAUUAUGAAAAAAAAAGAAUUUCAUUAAAGAAGUGUUUCAGUUUCUGCCCCUAAAACGCAAUAUUCAAAAUACUUUUAUUUUAUAGGAGAAGGCAAUAACAAUCAACUAAUUAAGAAAUUAUUAGAUGAAAGAUAAAAUUGGGUAUAAGUUAAGGACCCAAAAUCUAAAAAAAUUAAUUUUAAAUGGUAAGAAACUGAAAAGGGUUAUGAAUAUUAAACAAUCAAUUAAAAAGAAUAAGCUAUUUAAAUGCUUAAUCAUUUUGAGUUUCACUCAGAAAUUUCUGAUAAGUUUAAGUUAGCUGUCAAUUUUAAAGCAUAUUGCGAUGUAUCUAAUUUUUAUAAUAAAGAAAAAUAGAUUAAAUAUAUAUGAUUACAUUCCAACCACCUUUGCAAUAGAAUGCACCAAUGAAAAUCUUAGAUCUGAGUUAUUUUAGUUUAUUUCCUUUUAUCGAUAAAAUUGUCCUCAACACAAAUUAGCAGAAUUGGAUAAAACAAUCAAAUAGAAUUUCUUUUCUUUUACAACCCUUUAUGAUAACAAAGUAAAUCAUUAUCCAACUCUAUUUGGUAAUGAGAACUUAUGGAUUUUUAAACCUUCUAAUAUGAAUUAAGGUAGAGGAAUACAUGUUGUAAGAAGUUUAUAGGAAGUUUUGGAUAUUUAAAAUAAAUACCAAGGAGGAUAUAAGGAAAAAUUGUUAGAAGUCAAAAGAAAUGAACAAAAUGAAAUAAUUAAUAAGGUGGUUUAUUUAAAUACACUAGUGACAGAAUAAUUUGUUAUUCAAAAAUAUAUUGAAAAACCAUUUUUAAUUGAUGGGAGGAAAUUUGAUAUUAGAGCUUAUGUUUUAUUGACUUCAAAUUUAUAGAUAUAUUUUUAUAGAGAAGGUUAAUUGAGAUUGGCAACUGAAAAAUUUGAUACAAAAGUUUAAUCAAAUUAUGUUCAUCUCACAAAUAACGCUAUUUAAUAUACUCAUCCAUAAUAUGGAAAAUCUGAAGAAGGAAAUUAAUACAAUUUUGAUUAGGCUCAAAGUUUAUUUAAAAAAGAUUUUCGAAAAGAUGUAAGAAUAAUUUAAAUUUAGAUUUUAGCAAAAAUUAAAAUGAUAUCUUAUACUGCAUUUUAAACAGUAAAGCAUAAAAUAAAUAAAUAAAAAAGAAAAAACUGUUUUGAAAUAUUUGGAAUGGAUUUUAUUAUAGAUGAAUAAUAAUAUCCUUGGUUGAUAGAAGUAAACACAAAUCCAAGUUUAGAAGUAACAAGCAAAUUAUUGGAUUAAUUAUUUCCAAGAAUGGUUAAUGAUGCAUUUUAAUUAACAAUAGAUUUAGUUUUUCCUUAAAAUGAACCAAAUCACAACUACCCUUUAAUGAAUUAUAAAAAUGAUGAAAAUCUAUGGGAAAGUAUGGGAUAUCUGUAAUCAUCAUGA